AUGAUCACCAUCAUGUCGCCUUUGAGUACGUCGGAGGAACAGGCACCGAGUUCGCCUUUGAGUACGCCGGAGGAACCGGCACCAUGUUCGCCGGAAUUCUUGGUCCAGAGAAGCAUUGUGAGUCCAACGGUGGCUACAACAGAGGUGGCAAAGGCGUCCAAUCCAACUCAGGUGGAGGCCAAGGAAGUUCGGCUCUCGGACCUUGCACCAAUGAUGCUGGAUGAUACCGACGUGCAGACUUUGACACUUGUGCAGAAGCCCAAUGGGAUGAAAUUACGGACCACAGAGAGGUGUAAUUAUUAA
Molecule: messenger RNA, 303 nt
Organism: Triticum turgidum subsp. durum (durum wheat)
Lineage: Eukaryota; Viridiplantae; Streptophyta; Magnoliopsida; Poales; Poaceae
Source: the annotation of a GenBank genome assembly